UUUCUUCUUCCUGUUAACGACUACCGAUACUCCGACUACCCGUCUAGGGUUGAAGUGCCUAUGGACCUCACCUUCGUGCUGAAUCGCCUUGAGGCCGAUUACUAUGGAUCUCGUCCUAGCGUGGUAGCUGAUGUUCGUCUAAUCCGCGACAACUGUAUCAAAUACAAUGGAGAGAAU
This is a messenger RNA of Phaeodactylum tricornutum CCAP 1055/1, 177 nucleotides long. RefSeq lists its product with no specific name. The record is from RefSeq and is a predicted model, not a curated record. The annotation marks the transcript as partial. Gene Ontology annotation, molecular function: protein binding. Lineage: Eukaryota; Bacillariophyta; Bacillariophyceae; Surirellales; Neidiaceae. The transcript has a single exon.